AUGGAGUUCGUCUCGCAGCAGUUCAACUCGACCGUGGGGUCGAUUUUGAACCCGACCACGACGCACUUGGCAGCCGAUUUGUACAAGAACACUGACUUUGCUUCGCUCAACGUGUUGGAGAGGGCAUGGGCCAACUGGUACCUCUACUGGGGCAACCCGGUGCUCGCGACGGGUAUCAUGUCGUUUGUGCUGCACGAGCUCGUGUACUUUGGACGAGCCAUUCCUUGGAUCAUCAUCGACUCGAUGCCUAGCAUGCGCAAGUACAAGCUGCAGGACGAAAAGAUCCCCACGCCUGAGCAGCAGUGGAAGUGCACCAAGUACGUGCUGCUCUCGCACUUUACGGUCGAGUUGCCACAGAUCUGGUCGUUUCACCCGAUUUGCGAGUACUUUGGUCUCGCCACGCACGACGUUCCUUUCCCUCACUGGACCAAGAUCGCCUGGCAGAUUGGCGUGUUUUUCCUGUUUGAAGACGCGUUUCACUACUGGGCUCAUCGCGCUCUCCACUGGGGUCCUCUGUACAAGCACAUCCACAAGAAGCACCACGAAUACUCGGCGCCGUUCGGACUUGCGGCUGAAUACGCACAUCCUCUGGAAGUGCUGAUUCUGGGCAUGGGUACGAUUGGAGGACCGUUUGCGCUUUGCGCGUUCACCAAGGACCUUCACAUUUUGACCGUCUACAUCUGGAUUGUGCUGCGUCUGUUCCAAGCUAUUGACGCUCACUCUGGUUACGACUUUCCGAUUUCUUUGCACAACUGGGUCCCGUUCUGGGCGGGUGCGGACCACCACGACUACCACCACCAGGCGUUUGUAGGCUGCUACUCGACGUCGUUCCGAUGGUGGGACCACAUGCUGGGUACCGACCUGUCGUACAAGCGUGCGCGUGCUCGUCAGGCCGAGAAGAAGCGAGAGGCCUUGCAAGCUGCGAAGGCGAAAGCGCAGUAA
Molecule: messenger RNA, 942 nt
Organism: Mycosarcoma maydis (corn smut)
Lineage: Eukaryota; Fungi; Basidiomycota; Ustilaginomycetes; Ustilaginales
Product: putative methylsterol monooxygenase
Exons: 1
Coding region: 1-942 (313 amino acids)
Biological process (GO): ergosterol biosynthetic process
Molecular function (GO): C-4 methylsterol oxidase activity; iron ion binding
Source: RefSeq, a predicted model, not a curated record